Triplophysa rosa is the source of this 2869-nucleotide messenger RNA. It is a transcript of the gene grk4, whose product is annotated as G protein-coupled receptor kinase 4. The transcript is spliced from 16 exons. The coding region runs from base 329 to 2050 and encodes 573 amino acids. NCBI's taxonomy places the organism in Eukaryota, Metazoa, Chordata, Actinopteri, Cypriniformes, Nemacheilidae. Gene Ontology annotation, molecular function: ATP binding; G protein-coupled receptor kinase activity. The record is from RefSeq and is a predicted model, not a curated record. Gene Ontology annotation, cellular component: cytoplasm. Gene Ontology annotation, biological process: protein phosphorylation; regulation of signal transduction; signal transduction.
AGAGAGACGUAAGAUUGUAAGAUGAUCCCUCCUCCUCUAGAACUGACGGUGUAAGCGAGUGCUCGACACAGGAAGGACUGGUGAGCGCUGAAUGCUAACAAGGGGAGAGAAGUACAUGUCCACGGCGAGCGGAAAGGUGGGGGUUCAACGGCGAGAUAUGGAGGAAUACAAUUAACCUGCAAUGUGCCAACGCCGAACACACGCCGAUCAUAACCAUCCUCACCACCACCGAUAUCAUCACCAUCAUCGCCGCCAACAGCGCGACCAUCCUCGUCUUUUUCCUCUCAAGUGAAAUGUAUCGGGACUGCACGGGAUCUUUUUUCUGACAAUGGAGAUUGAGAAUAUCGUGGCCAACACCGUGCUGCUAAAGGCGAGGGAAGGAGGAGGUGGGAAACGGAAUGGCCGGAGCAAGAAAUGGAAAGAGAUGCUGAAACUGCCACAUAUCAGUCAGUGUGAGGAGCUGAGACGCACCAUUGAGAGGGACUACACUAGCCUUUGUGAGAAGCAGCCGAUUGGUCGUCAGUUGUUUCGUCAGUUUUGCGACACUCAGCCCAAGUUACGACGAUGCAUCGAGUUUCUGGAUGCUGUGGCGAUGUAUCAGGUGGCUCCGGAUGAGAAGAGGAGAGACGCCGGUUUAAAUAUUUUAGACACAUAUUUUAAUAACGGGUCAGCAGCUCAUCUGCCAGACAUCGCUCAGGACGUGGUGGGGGAUUGCAGGCAGAAACUGGAACAGACUCCUUGCAAAGAGCUUUUCCAGGAGUGCACUAGGAUAGUUCGUGAAUAUUUAAGCGGAGCUCCGUUCUCAGCGUAUCAGGAGACUAUGUAUUUCUCGCGUUUCCUCCAGUGGAAGUGGUUAGAGAGGCAACCAGUAACCAAAAACACAUUUAGACACUAUAGGGUGUUGGGAAAGGGCGGAUUUGGUGAGGUUUGUGCUUGCCAGGUUCGUGCCACUGGUAAGAUGUACGCCUGUAAAAAGCUGGAGAAGAAACGAGUGAAGAAAAGAAAAGGUGAAGCAAUGGCAUUAAAUGAAAAACGCAUUUUAGAAAAAGUUAACAGUAGUUUUGUAGUUAAUUUGGCAUAUGCAUAUGAGACCAAGGACGCUCUUUGUUUAGUGUUGACGAUAAUGAAUGGCGGCGACCUCAAGUUUCAUAUCUAUAACAUGGGGAACUCUGGCUUCGAUGAACAACGUGCCAUCUUCUACGCUGCGGAGAUCUGCUGCGGCUUGGAGGAUCUUCAUCGGGAGAGGAUCGUCUACAGAGACCUCAAACCUGAAAAUAUUCUUUUAAAUGACCGUGGGCACAUCCGUAUUUCUGAUCUGGGAUUGGCUGUCCAGAUUCCAGAGGGUGAGACAAUACGAGGGCGCGUCGGGACGGUGGGAUAUAUGGCUCCGGAGGUCAUUCAGAAUGAGAGUUACACGUUCAGUCCUGACUGGUGGGGUUUGGGUUGCCUGAUAUAUGAGAUGAUCCAGGGUCAGUCUCCGUUCCGCCGCCGUAAAGAGCGAGUGAAGAGAGAGGAGGUGGACCGACGUGUGUGUGAGGAGCAGGAGGAAUAUUCAGAGAAGUUUUCUGAGGUUGAUAAAGACAUCUGCCGACAGUUGUUAUGUAAAGAUCCAAAGGAGCGUUUGGGGUGUCAAGGUAGUGGAGCGGCCGAAGUGAAACUGCAUCCUAUUUUCCACGAUAUCAAUUUCAAGCGAUUGGAGGCCAACAUGCUUGACCCACCCUUUUGUCCUGAUCCACGUGCAGUGUACUGCAAGGAUGUUUUGGAUAUAGAGCAGUUUUCCACAGUGAAAGGCGUAAACCUGGACCCUACAGAUGAUGACUUUUAUCAUAAGUUUGUAACAGGAGGUGUCUCCAUCCCCUGGCAGAAUGAGAUGAUUGAGAUGGAGUGCUUUAAGGAGAUCAAUGUUUUUGAGAUGGACGGCGUGCUGUGUUCUGAUCUAGAUGUAAACAGGCCCAUCCCGGUGCCCAAGCGAGGAUUCUUCUACCGUCUGUUCCACCGAGAGGCAAGUGUUAACGCGCCGGCUGCCGUGGUCAAAGGGGGUGGGGCUUGAGGUUUGUUUUAGGAGUGCCAACAGCGAGGAAGUGGAGGAGCCGUCUUGACUUGAAACCACUCCCACUUUCCAUCAGCUGCCAAUCAGAAAGCUAAACGUAUGAAUGUCCAACUGUAUUUAUGAACUGUAUUAAACUGUACAAUAAUUAAAAGGGUAUGAGUUUAAAGACUUUUGUACAUUUGUACUUGAAUUACGUGUAGAUGUAUAUUUUCACUAAAGGUUGUACAAAAAGCCAUAGAAAUACCACUUGAAUGCAUAUAUAAUGUUUUUAUUCUUACUUUCAUCCGAAUAUGAAACGUGUAUUUCUUUUGAAGCACAAUAUCAACAUUCACUUUUGUUUUUAAUGCUGGCGUCCUGUUAGCGCCGCCUUUGGAUGUAUGUUUGAUUGUUUGGCUCGAUAGAUGUGGUGCAUAAAAGCUAUUUUUAUUAGUAGUCAACAAGUUUGGAUAUUUGGAGGGCAGGUUGGUCAAGGGCAAUAUGUGUUCACUUAAUAACAGCAUUUUUUUAUUGCCAAAUGUUUUGUAUUUUACACAAUAUUUAUUCAGAAUUGACUACAAAUGUAAAAACGGACACAUUAUUUGCUGACAAGCAUGUUUAAAAGGGAGGUAAAGCUAAUAAGUUGAGCAACGCCCACAUGAUAUAAUACUGUAGUAUACUAUUGUAUUUACUAGUGCUGUUAAACAUAAAAAAUGUAAUUUGGAAUCGAUUAAUCACGAUUAAUCGAUUCUAAAUUACAUUUUUAUGUUUAUAUAUGUGUGUGAUGUGUAUAUUUAUAUAUACAGUAUAUAUAUGCACACAAAUACAUGGGGUAUAUAUAAC